AGUCCCGCCCCCUCCCGCUACACGCCGCGGUUGCGAACCACCCUAGCGGAGCUGCUUGGCUGGGCUUCGGCGGCCGCGGAGAUGAAACCAGAGCCGCGGACGCUGCCGCCAUCCCCCAACUGGUACUGCGCGCGCUGCAGCGACGCAGCACCCGGAGGCGUCUUUGGCUUCGCUGCGCGGACCUCCGUCUUCCUCGUCCGCGUGGGCCCGGGCGCGGGCGCGAGCCCAGGGGCGCCCCCGUUUCGAGUUGUAGGAGAGUUGGUGGGACACACUGAAAGAGUAUCUGGCUUCACGUUUUCUCAUCACCCUGGACAAUACAACCUCUGUGCCACCAGCUCAGAUGAUGGGACUGUGAAAAUCUGGGAUGUAGAGACCAAGGCUGUAGUGACAGAGCACACACUCCAUCAGCACACAAUAUCAGCACUGCAUUGGUCUCCAACAGUUAAGGACUUAAUAGUCUCUGGGGAUGAAAAAGGAGUUAUUUUCUGUUACUGGCUUAACAGAAGUGACAGCCAGCAUCUCUUCCCGGAGCCCAGGACCAUUUUCUGUCUUACUUGUUCACCUCAUCACGAAGAUUUAGUAGCCAUUGGCUACAAGGAUGGUGUAGUAGUUGUCAUUGACAUCAGUAAAAAGGGAGAAGUUAUUCAUAGGCUUCGGGGCCAUGACGAUGAGAUCCACUCCAUAGCCUGGUGUCCUCUCUCCGGGGAAGACUGUUUAUCCAUAAACCAAGAGGAAAACACGGAAGAACCUGACAUUCCCAAUGGGAAGCUUAUAACAGAAACCCCUGUCACAAAAGGCUGCUACUUGGCCACGGGAAGCAAGGACCAGACCAUUCGAAUCUGGAGCUGUUCCCGAGGUCGGGGUGUAAUGAUUUUGAAAUUGCCGUUUCUGAAGAGACGAGGAGGGGGUGUGGACCCAACAGUUAAAGAACGUCUUUGGUUGACACUUCAUUGGCCCAAGAACCAACCAACACAGCUGGUAUCCAGUUGUUUUGGAGGUGAGCUGCUGCUGUGGGACCUCACCCAGUCCUGGAGACGGAAGUACACUCUCUUCAGCACCUCAGCAGAAGGGCAGAAUCAUUCCAGAAUCGUCUUCAACUUGUGUCCUCUGAAGACUGAGGAUGGCAAGCAGCUUCUACUAUCCACGUCUAUGGACAGAGAUGUUAAAUGCUGGGACAUGGCCACCCUGGAGUGCUGCUGGACAUUGCCUUCUCUUGGAGGCUUUGCCUACAGCCUGGCCUUUUCUCCUGUGGCUGUGGGCUGCCUGGCCAUAGGUGUUGGGGACGGCAUGAUCCGGAUCUGGAAUACGCUCUCUAUCAAGAACAACUAUGAUGUGAAGAACUUCUGGCAAGGAGUCAGGUCCAAGGUCACAGCGUUGUGCUGGCAUCCAAACAAGGAAGGCUGCUUAGCCUUCGGCACUGAUGACGGAAAAGUGGGGUUGUAUGACACCUGCUCCAACAAACCUCCACAGAUUUCAAGCACGUAUCACAAGAAGACUGUGUACAGGUUGGCUUGGGGGCCACCAGUCCCCCCCAUGUCCCUUGGAGGGGAAGGAGACAGGCCCUCCCUCACCUUGUACAGCUGUGGAGGGGAAGGCAUUGUACUGCAGCAUAACCCCUGGAAGCUCAGUGGAGAGGCCUUCGACAUCAACAAACUCGUGAGGGAUACCAAUUCCAUCAGAUACAAGCUGCCUGUUCACACGGAGAUCAGCUGGAAAGGAGAUGGCAGAGUCAUGGCAAUCGGCAAUGAAGAUGGGUCCAUAGAAAUCUUCCAGGUCCCCAACUUGAGACUGCUCUGCACCAUCCAGCAGCACCACAAGCUCGUGAACGCCGCCGUGUGGCACCAUGAGCACGGCAGCCGUCCAGAGCUGAGCUGCCUCCUGGCUUCUGGCUCCAACAACGCGGUCAUCUACGUGCACAACCUCAGGGCUGUCCUAGAGAGCAGUUCUGAGUCUCCAGUGACCAUCACAGAGCCCUACCGGACCCUGUCGGGGCACACAGCCAAGGUUACCAGUCUGGCGUGGAGCCCGCAUCAUGAUGGACGGCUGGUCUCUGCUUGCUAUGAUGGCACAGCUCAGGUGUGGGAUGCCCUCCGGGAAGAGCCUUUGUUCAAUUUCCGAGGACAUCGAGGCCGGCUGCUGUGUGUGGCGUGGUCCCCAGUGGACCCAGAAUGCAUCUACUCGGGUGCAGAUGACUUCUGUGUAUACAGGUGGCUGACCUCCAUGCAGGACCAUUCCCGGCCUCCUCAAGGGAAAAAAAGUAUUGAACUAGAGAAAAAACGGCUCUCUCAACCUAAGCCAAAGCUUAAAAAGAAGAAAAAACCUAACCCGCGACUGCCUAUAAAGCAAGAUUCAUCCAUUGGCACCGAAGAUGAAAGUGUAAGGGAGAACUCAGGACCUGUUGAGAAUGGCGUGUCAGACCAGGAUGGUGAGGAGGAAGCCCAGGAGCCAGAGCUGCCACCCUCUCCAGUUGUUUGUGGAGAACCUGCUUCCUGCACUGCUGUUUCCUUAGGCUUUGAAAAGUUAAAAGUCACUGUGAGUAGCAAAGCCACCUCCCUGAAAAAGGAGCCACCGAAGGAGAAGCCAGAAGCCUUGCUCAAGAAGAGGAAGGCUCGCUCCAUGCUCCCUCUGAGCACCAGCUUAGACCACAGGUCCAAAGAGGAGCUCCAUCGAGACUGUUUGGUACUGGCGACUGCCACACAUGCCAAAGCAGAGCUAACUGAAGAUGUGUCGGCUGACCUUGAGGAACGAUUCCACUUGGGCCUUUUCACUGACCGGGCGACUCUGUACAGGAUGAUCGAAACAGAAGGAAAAGGUCACUUGGAAAGUGGCCACCCUGAGCUUUUUCACCAGCUCAUGCUCUGGAAGGGAGAUCUGAAGGGUGUUCUCCAGGCCGCAGCAGAGAGAGGCGAGCUGACGGACAGUCUUGUGGCCGUGGCACCAGUAGCUGGCUACAGUGUGUGGCUGUGGGCCGUGGAAGCCUUUGCCAAGCAGCUGUGUUUCCAGGAUCAGUACGUCAAGGCUGCCUCUUACCUGCUGUCUGUCCAUAAAGUGUACGAGGCUGUGGAACUUCUCAAGUCAAACCAUUUCUACAGGGAAGCUAUUGUAGUUGCCAAGGCUCGGCUGCGCCCUGAGGACCCUGUCCUGAAGGACCUGUACCUCAGCUGGGGGUCCAUCCUGGAGAGAGAUGGCCACUACGCGAUCGCAGCCAAGUGCUACUUAGGAGCCACUUCCGCCUAUGAUGCAGCCAAAGUUCUGGCCAGAAAAGGAGACGCAGCCUCUCUUAGAACAGCUGCAGAGCUGGCUGCCAUCGCAGGAGAAAGUGAGCUGGCUGCUUCGCUGGCUCUCCGAUGUGCCCAAGAGCUGCUUGUGGUGAAGAACUGGGUGGGCGCGCAGGAAGCCUUGGGGCUGCAUGAAAGCCUGCAGGGCCAGAGACUAGUCUUCUGCCUCCUUGAGCUUCUGUGCCGGCACCUGGAGGAAAAGCAGCCCGCAGAGGUCAGAAGUCCCGCCUCCGUUUACCACCAGUGGGCCACAGGCUCACAGGGAACCUUGGUGCAGAGAGUAACUGGCGUGUGGCGCAGCAGCUUCAGUGUGGACACCCCGGAGCAGUGUCGGGCCGCCUUGCGGAAGCUGCAGGACGUCAAGUACCCAUCUGCCACAAGUAACACUCCCUUCAGACAGCUGCUGCUUCAUAUCUGCCAUGACCUGACCCUGGCUCUGCUGAGCCAACAGGCUGCCUGCUGGGAGGAGGCUGUGCCAGCCUUGCUGCAGGCUGUGGUUCAGAGCUACACCUCAGGGAACUUCACCCUCAUGCAGGAAAUCUACUCAGCCUUUCUUCCGGGCGGCUGUGACCACCUACGAGACAAGCUGGGUGACCUCUCUCCUGCCAUGGCAGCUUUCAAAAGCUUGGAGGCCUUUUUUAUAUACGGGCAGCUGUAUGAAGUCUGGUGGUCGCUCUGCGGCCCUGACCCUGCGACAGAUGUCGGGGUGUGGUCAGCUAAAAGCACAGUCUCUGACGGGCAGAGCAAGCCCUCGGACAGCGCCAGUGCCGAAGAUGCAGAACCUGGGGCUGCUGCUCAGCCGCAGUUGAGGGAGGCUCCAGGCCCAGGUCUGAGGCUCAGUGCAGAGAGUGAGUGUUUGCUGAGUGCCUGCAAGGAGCUCUUCUCAGAAAGGCAUGCCAGCCUACAGACCUCCCAGAGGGCUGCUGCUGAAGUCCAGGAGACGCUGGCAGAGAUGAUCCGCUGGCACCAAAAGAGUCAGCUCUGCAAGGCCACGGCCAAUGGCCCCAACAAAGAUGAAGCCAGCCAGGAAGCAGAGCAGACCUCUUCCCGACCUCAGAGCCCAAGGAUCCCUAUGAGGACCUUGGACGCUGUUCCUGGCUGCCUCUCACUGCCUGGGGACCCUGAUCUUUCACACUUGCCUGCUGUCUGUCCUCUAAAGCCCUUAUGGUCUGUGUCACAAGUAGUAGAAAAGUGACAAACUACAUCUUCCUAUGUGUCUCGUCCCAUUCUGUUGCCUUCUCUUGAUCUCUGUAUUUAUGAGCUGAAGUUACUUAGGCAGAACAAGUGGCUGGAUUCAAGAAAGUACAGAGGAUGAGAAAAGAACGGACAAAUGACCAGUGAACCCAGGAAGACAGUCACUGUCAAACUCGGUCACUGGGGACACAUAAGCCAAGACGCAGUGAAAGGCUGGCUAUAGCUGAGUAGAGAGAAUCUUGUCCCCCGCAUACAGGAAGCCCUGGACCCCUUCACUAGCCUCACACUGACAGUGGUGCAUGCCUGUAAUCCCAGCACUGGUGGGGUAGAAGCAGGAAGAUCAAGAGUUCAAAGUCAUCCUCAGUUACAUAGAGAAGGGCAAGGUCAGCCUACAUAAGACCUUGCCUUUAAAGGAAAAAACAAAAUGAAACUGCCGUGAUACACCACUUUACUCCCAUGUGCCGUGGCUGCUGCCAGGAAUGGCGCCGCACGGCGUGGACCUUCGUUCCUGGGGAGAGCACCAUGCCAGUUCCUGGGGAAUCAGAAACUGAGACUGGCUGUCAGAUCUAGCUGUUCUGCUUCUGUGUCAAAAGAAUUGAAAGCAGGGCAGCCUGACAUGUUCUGCAGGCCUGUAAUCUCAGCACUCAGGACCUCAGGCUUGAAGCCAGUCCAGGCUACACCGAAAGAUCCUGUCUAGAUAAGUAAGUGCAGGGAUGAGGAAACAAUUGCAGUCCACUCUUGGUGUAAGCAUCUGCAGCACUGUGAGAUAGCAUUGAGAUGGAGAGGCAGCCCGGUGUCCAAGGACAGGCGACUGCACUAGCAGAAACGAAGUCCUGCUCCCUGUUUCGAAGGGAGGAAAUUGGGGCGCAGACAAGGUAAAAGCCACAGUGAUUCCUUCGAGACAGAAGUGUGUGCUGCCAAGAACAGGGGGAGCAGAGAUGAAACACUGUCGUGGAAGGGCAAGGUCCAGCCUCCCAGAGCCUGGUCCGGAGCGUAGGUGUGGUGGUGAAUGCCUAACUCCAGUCAGAGGCUAUAACCAGGUAUACAAACCAAGUUCCAGGCCAGUCAGGGUCCCACAGUGAGACACUGACUCAGAAGUUCUGGGCCUGCGUGGUAGUGAUGGUCACGCAGCAUGAUGAGUGGAUGUUUUUAGAUGGUUGACAUGGUUUUAACUAUUGUUUUACCACAAUAAAAACCGCAGUGGGGGCAGGUUGCUCCGUGGGUAAAGGCACUUGCCACCAGGCCUAUAUAUAUGGAGGAAGAGAACCAUUUCCUGAAAGUUGUCUUUUGGCCUCCACAUAAAUACAUUGUGUCAUACAAGUACAAUCACAAGUGCACAAAUAGAUGUUCAAUAAAAAAGUUUUGUGGUUUGUUUUGGUUUUUCAAUAAAGGAUUUUUCUGUGGAGCCUUAGCUGUCGUGGACUUGCUUUGCUUAAUAGACCAGGUGAUCCACCUGUCUCUGCCUCCCAGAGUGUUGGGAUUAAAGGCAUGCACCACCACCGUGCCCAGAAAAAGAUUUUUUUUAAUUGAAACAUUUGGGGUAAAAAAUUAGGUGACCAUU
Molecule: messenger RNA, 6033 nt
Organism: Meriones unguiculatus (Mongolian gerbil)
Lineage: Eukaryota; Metazoa; Chordata; Mammalia; Rodentia; Muridae
Gene: Gemin5
Product: gem nuclear organelle associated protein 5
Exons: 27
Coding region: 82-4473 (1463 amino acids)
Molecular function (GO): protein binding
Source: RefSeq, a predicted model, not a curated record